AUGGCGGAAAAGAGCAACACCAUGGUUCCAGUUUACAACAGCACCAAAACAACCAACGGCGGUGAGGUACUACUUCUUCCUUUUACCGAAGAUCACAAACCGCAGUUUCCGCCCAUCGUUUCAUCUUACAACGAUAAAAUACGUCCCAUUCUUGAUGCCGUCGACAAGCUCCGUCGUCUCAAAGUCACCCAAGAAGGCAUCCCUCUUCCAGCCAUCGUCGUUGUUGGAGACCAGUCCUCCGGCAAGUCCAGCGUUCUAGAGUCGCUUGCCGGCAUAAGUUUGCCGCGUGGACAGAACAUCUGCACACGAGUACCUCUGAUCAUGAGGCUUCAAAACCAUCCAGAUCUUGUCCCAGAACUCCUUCUGGAGUAUCAGAAAAAAUCGGUUACAAUCAUGGAAGAAAGCCAGAUUUCGGAUGCCAUCGAUAAGGCCACCGUGGAGAUAGCCGGAGAUAAUAAAGGGAUAUCAAAUGUACCCUUAACUUUAGUCGUCAAGAAGAAUGGUGUUCCAAAUCUCACCAUGAUUGAUUUGCCCGGAAUAGCUCGGGUUGCUGUGGGUGAUCAACCGGAAAACAUUUACGAACAGAUUUCAGAUAUGAUAAUGGAGCAUAUUAAGCCAGAAGAGAGUAUCAUUUUGAAUGUUCUUGCUGCAAAUGUUGAUUUUGCAACAUGUGAAUCGAUUUGCAUGUCACGACGUGUUGACAGCACAGGACAAAGAACUUUAGCCGUGGUAACCAAAUCCGAUCAGUCGCCGGAGGGCUUACUUGAGAAGGUAACGUCAAAUGAUGUCAACAUCGGACUUGGCUAUAUCUGUGUUAGAAACCGGAUCAAAGAUGAGACCUAUGAAGAGGCUCGAAUGCAAGAAGCCACUCUUUCAAACUCACCCAUUGUUGUCCAAGAUGGACAAGUCCAUUAUAGGUAUUCCUGUAUUGGCACGUAG
Messenger RNA from Lactuca virosa, 939 nucleotides. NCBI's taxonomy places the organism in Eukaryota, Viridiplantae, Streptophyta, Magnoliopsida, Asterales, Asteraceae. The record is from the annotation of a GenBank genome assembly.